Cynocephalus volans (Philippine flying lemur) is the source of this 1392-nucleotide messenger RNA. RefSeq names its product forkhead box A2 (gene FOXA2). The coding region runs from base 1 to 1392 and encodes 463 amino acids. Gene Ontology annotation, molecular function: transcription factor binding; RNA polymerase II cis-regulatory region sequence-specific DNA binding; DNA-binding transcription factor activity, RNA polymerase II-specific. Lineage: Eukaryota; Metazoa; Chordata; Mammalia; Dermoptera; Cynocephalidae. Gene Ontology annotation, biological process: regulation of transcription by RNA polymerase II; anatomical structure morphogenesis; cell differentiation. The transcript has 2 exons. The record is from RefSeq and is a predicted model, not a curated record.
AUGCACUCGGCUUCCAGUAUGCUGGGAGCGGUGAAGAUGGAAGGGCACGAGCCGUCCGACUGGAGCAGCUACUACGCCGAGCCCGAGGGCUACUCCUCGGUGAGCAACAUGAACGCCGGCCUGGGGAUGAACGGCAUGAACACGUACAUGAGUAUGUCGGCGGCCGCCAUGGGCAGCGGCUCGGGCAACAUGAGCGCGGGCUCCAUGAACAUGUCGUCGUACGUGGGCGCGGGCAUGAGCCCGUCCCUGGCGGGCAUGUCCCCCGGCGCGGGCGCCAUGGCGGGCAUGGGCGGCUCGGCUGGGGCGGCUGGAGUGGCGGGCAUGGGGCCGCACCUGAGUCCGAGCCUGAGCCCGCUCGGGGGGCAGGGGGCCGGGGCCAUGGGCGGCCUGGCCCCUUACGCCAAUAUGAACUCGAUGAGCCCCAUGUACGGGCAGGCGGGCCUGAGCCGCGCGCGCGACCCCAAGACGUACCGGCGCAGCUACACGCACGCCAAGCCGCCCUACUCGUACAUCUCGCUCAUCACCAUGGCCAUCCAGCAGAGCCCCAACAAGAUGCUGACGCUGAGCGAGAUCUACCAGUGGAUCAUGGACCUCUUCCCCUUCUACCGGCAGAACCAGCAGCGCUGGCAGAACUCCAUCCGCCACUCGCUGUCCUUCAACGACUGCUUCCUCAAGGUGCCCCGCUCUCCCGACAAGCCCGGCAAGGGCUCCUUCUGGACCCUGCACCCCGACUCGGGCAACAUGUUCGAGAACGGCUGCUACCUGCGCCGCCAGAAGCGCUUCAAGUGCGAGAAGCAGCUCGCGCUGAAGGAAGCCGCGGGCGCGGCGGGCGGUGGCAAGAAGGCGACCGCGGGGGCCCAGGCCUCGCAGGCUCAGCUUGGGGAGGCCGCCGGGCCAGCCUCCGAGACUCCGGCGGGCACCGAGUCGCCUCACUCGAGCGCCUCCCCGUGCCAGGAGCACAAGCGAGGGGGGCUGGGAGAGCUGAAGGGGACGCCGGCCGCGACGCUGAGUCCCCCGGAGCCCGCGCCCUCGCCCGGGCAGCAGCAGCAGGCCGCGGCCCACCUGCUCGGGCCACCCCAUCACCCGGGCCUGCCGCCUGAGGCCCACCUUAAGCCGGAGCACCACUACGCCUUCAACCACCCGUUCUCCAUCAACAACCUCAUGUCCUCGGAGCAGCAGCACCACCACAGCCACCACCACCACCAGCCCCACAAAAUGGACCUCAAGGCCUACGAACAGGUGAUGCACUACCCUGGCUACGGCUCCCCCAUGCCCGGCAGCUUGGCCAUGGGCCCGGUCACGAACAAAACGGGCCUGGACGCCUCGCCCCUGGCCGCAGACACCUCCUACUACCAGGGGGUGUACUCGCGGCCCAUUAUGAACUCCUCUUAA